CUGUCUGAAAACCACUGUGCUGAUGCCUCCUGUUUGCCCUCUCGAUGACAACAUUCUGAGACGUUAAUUUUCUCACUUCUUCACAGAUACCAGCAGAGGACACCUGAGCCGAGCCCCACCAGCUCAUUUUUCCCAAGGCAAAGCUCUGUGACACCACCCAACGCACAACCCAGCACUGAAAUCACAGCCCUGCCCAGGAUCCUCCUGGCCCCUCCAUGCACUGCCUGUGCUCGAUGCAGGGCUGAGGCUGACGGUUCUUCCCUCCCAGCCCCUCCUGCCACACUGCACUGCUGCAUUCCACCUCCUCACUUCUGAUUCACACCAUUAAAACCAAGAUUGGUGCUGAGAGUCGGAGCAUCUUUGGUUAAUAAGUGCUAUUUUAACACGAGCCCGUGGAGAGCCCAGCACAAGGCCCUGAUUUCUGUCCCAGAUUUCCACCAGGCAAGGUCAGGAUUCACCGUCUCAAUGGAUUUCUUUGCAGAGCACACACAGCGAUGUGUUCCCUCUCCUUUCCUCUGGUCGUUGGUGUUUUUCUCAGUGGUUCUGAAGGCCAAACCCUGAGUGCUGACUUUGCAGUGCACCCACUGCUCCGCUUUCCAUUUUCUCAGGCAAGUUUCUUCCUACUUUGACUGUUCCUGGCAUUGUCCUGCUAUGGCUGUGCUCCUUCUGUAGGAUCUGGAAGACAUUGGCAGCAAGUGCUGCAGGAGCAGAACAAGGAGUCCUCACCCACUCCAAGUGGGUUUAUCACAGCUGUCUCAUUUCAGUACAGCUCACAGCAGCACCCAAACUCCGAGGACUGCAGUGCAGUGAAUGCUUCCCUUUUGUUCUCAUUAUCUCUGCCUUAAACUGCUCUCGAGGCAAUCGCAUUAUCCUGCGUAACGUCGCCUUGAAUUUCACUUCCCCUUCAUCACCCUGUGACCAGCUGUGCGGUGCCCAUUGCGCUCACAUCGCCCAGCAAACAGCCCAGGGAUGGGACAGGGACCCCGGCACCCCAGGGGAAAUGGAUGCUUAUUGCACAGACGGUGAUUCAUCCUCGGCAGGGGCACUUUAUCCUGAAUUAUGGCCUUAAGAGAGCGAUUUCAGCAAGGGAUGUGCUGCUUUCCUCGUGCAGCUCCUCUGUUUGUGUCCACCCACCUCCUUGCCGUGUCCUCAAGUGCAGUUGCAUCAGUUAUCCAAUGCCCUCAGCUCUGCCCUUGCCUUCCACUGUCAUCCUCAGCACACAGAAAGCAGCUUUGGCCUUUCUAGAGGAGGAGCCAAUUCAUGGCCAUUUUUCUCCUUCUUUUUGCCAUUUUUGCCUUCGUCUCACCAACGUUAAAAGGACAACAGGUCACGCAGUCCCAGCACAGCACAAGCAUCGAUUCACAGCAGUGCCAUCCCCAGCUGUCCUGUGUGACAGCCAUUAAGGGCAUGAAUAGGUGAACCUUUAUGAGGGUUUCAAGAUCAAAACAAUGCAAAUUCCUCCAAAACCUGGAGCUGAAGGAGACAUUCAGGCUCUACUCCACACCCAGAAGUUGUGACCCAAUCCUGACUCUGGGCUUCACACUGAUGGAGUCUGACCAGCAAAGAAAGGGAGAGUUCCGAACUGCCUUCUCUUUGUCAUUAAGCUAAUGAAACAAUCAAAUCUUAAGAAAAGUAAUGAGAUACAGUGCUGCCCUAAAGCUGAUUGUUCCUGAUAACAAACUAAACUUGGCAACAUAGACAUCUGUUGUGCAUCGCUUUAGAUGACACUGUGAAUCAACAGAGUGCAGUCAGCAAAGUUGGUUUUGUCCUCCCUAAAAAUUUCACACGAUGGGAAAGAUUUGAAGAGUAGUGAAUAUUUCCUGUACUCAUGUGCUGCACUUCCCAGGAAGGUGACAGACGGGUUCUGGAAGUCAGUGCAAUGAUUGGUUCGAAAUAGUCUAAAACACUGCUGAUGGAGAUUAAUUAGAUUAAUUAGUGUCAUUUUUCUCUGGGGUUUUGUGCCAUAUAAGGAUGGUGGAGAGCAGCACCCCAACUCGCUCAGUUGGAACUGCUCACAGUGCGCCCUGCCCAGCCCUGCAGCCCUUCAGCAUCACGAGAAGCAAACGGGGUAUUUUUAAUCCCGAGAAGUCAUCCGUUCGAUGAAAGCUAAUCGCAUUUGCAUUCCCCCCCCAGCACUGUUUCAAUUCCACGCCGGCUGCUGGAGGGCAGUGGAGCAGCCCAGCACCUGGCCGUCCAGCCGGGCAGCGCUCCAUCCCGCUCCCCGCACCAGGUACCACGGCUGCGAUGCACGGCGACGUGUGCACACAUGCACACCCACAAGCUGCUUAUUCUCGUGUCAAUUGACUCCCUGUAAGUGCUGCCUAGCUACCGGCACGGCGGAGCCAUCUCUUCUCCUCCCGCAGCCUCUGCCUGCUGCCACCAGCAGCCCUAAUCCCCCCAGAGCUGUGGAGCAGAGCGGCAGCGCCGGGGUCCGACUGGCUUUGUUCCUGCUGACUUGGCAUUCCCUGCUUCCACUCUGGAGGAGAUGGGCCGCAAGGAAGAGGAUGACAGCAGCUCCUGGAAGAAACAGACGAGCAAUAUCAGAAAGACGUUCAUUUUCAUGGAGGCGCUGGGAUCAGGUGCGUUUUCAGAAGUUUUCUUGGUGAAACAAAGAAGCACUGGGAAGCUCUUUGCUCUGAAGUGCAUCAAGAAGUCCCCGCUCACAAGGGACAGCAGCUUGGAGAACGAGAUAGCAGUGCUGAAAAAAAUAAAGCAUGAAAACAUCGUGACUUUGGAAGAUAUCUAUGAGAGCACAACCCACUUCUACCUGGUGAUGCAGCUGGUGUCGGGUGGAGAGCUGUUCGACAGGAUCUUGGAACGAGGGGUCUACACUGAGAAAGAUGCGAGCGUGGUGAUCCACCAGGUCCUGACAGCCGUGAAAUACCUGCAUGAAAACGGGAUUGUCCACCGUGACCUGAAGCCUGAAAACCUUCUUUACCUCACUCCUGAAGAGAACUCCAAAAUCAUGAUUACAGACUUUGGUUUGUCCAAGAUGGAGCAGAACGGCAUCAUGUCCACUGCCUGCGGGACGCCAGGAUAUGUUGCUCCUGAAGUCCUCGCCCAGAAACCAUACAGCAAAGCUGUGGACUGCUGGUCCAUCGGAGUCAUCACCUACAUCCUGCUGUGUGGGUACCCACCUUUCUACGAAGAGACCGAGUCCAAGCUGUUUGAAAAGAUCAAGGAAGGCUACUACGAGUUUGAGUCUCCUUUUUGGGAUGACAUCUCCGAGUCAGCCAAGGAUUUCAUCAGGCACUUGCUGGAGAAGAACCCGGACACAAGGUUUUCCUGUGAAGAAGCCCUGAGGCACCCAUGGAUUAAUGGAAAUACAGCCCUUCACCGUGACAUAUACCCAUCUGUCAGUGCUCAGAUUCAGAAAAACUUUGCAAAGAGCAAAUGGAGGCAAGCCUUCAAUGCCGCAGCCGUGGUGCACCACAUGAGGAAGCUGCACAUGAAUGGCCACGCCACGGCUGGCAGCACCCACCCAAUUAUACAAGGCUCUGAAGCACCCAGACCCAGCACACCCAACACCACGCAGCCAGCAAUGCCCAGCAAGGACGAGGACAUGUCACUGCCCCAGGUCCCCUGUCCGGCCCCUCCUGCUUCGCUGGAGCAAGGCACAGGAAUGAGAGAGAGCAAGCUGCAAAGCCCCCCAGUGAAUGGAUCACCAGACAACCAGAGCCCGCCAGCCAGAUCAUGUGGCUGCAGCCCAGUGUGCACAGGGCACGAGAGAGCCAAGGCAACUUUCUGCUCCGAGAUGGUGCUCCUUAAAAAACCUGCAAAAUCCCACCAUUUCAAAUCAGAAGUUCUCGUUCCAGUGAAGACUGGUAAGCACUCAUCUCACUGUGGCACUGGGCAAACUGGAGUUUGUUUGAUCAUGUGAUGAGGAAGGCAGCCAGCAGGAUCCCCCAUCGCCAUGGUAAGUGCACACCAUCCCACCACCAGCUGCUUGCAAUUAAACCCAUUACAGCAUGAAAAUGGGAAAGGCACAACUAGCAAAGUGACUGUACGGAAACAAAUUGAUUUUGCAGGUAUUUUGUAACAGAGAAAGCCCUAAUUAAGCCAUCUCUUGAGGAAGAAGUCAUCCUUUGACUUCCAGGUGGACCAGCCCACUGGCUCUAAAAUCAAUUGGUUUCAAAGGCAAUUAUGGCCUGAACAGCCCAUCCUUGGCCCAGAUUCGGUCCAGCUGGGUCAGUUCCAGUUGCUUUGUUAUCAGCAUGACAUGGAGAUGUUGGUUGUGUAGGUGAGCAACAAAUGCCAGAGAAGUAAGAAAAUGAAAGUUUCCUCCUGUUUGGUCAUAGCUCAGAUUAA
Messenger RNA from Tympanuchus pallidicinctus (lesser prairie-chicken), 4308 nucleotides. It is a transcript of the gene CAMK1G, whose product is annotated as calcium/calmodulin dependent protein kinase IG. Gene Ontology annotation, biological process: peptidyl-serine phosphorylation. The record is from RefSeq and is a predicted model, not a curated record. Gene Ontology annotation, molecular function: calmodulin binding; calcium/calmodulin-dependent protein kinase activity; ATP binding. NCBI's taxonomy places the organism in Eukaryota, Metazoa, Chordata, Aves, Galliformes, Phasianidae. Gene Ontology annotation, cellular component: intracellular anatomical structure. The transcript is spliced from 12 exons. The coding region runs from base 2486 to 3880 and encodes 464 amino acids.